Dendroctonus ponderosae (mountain pine beetle) is the source of this 2526-nucleotide messenger RNA. RefSeq names its product glutamate receptor-interacting protein 1. Gene Ontology annotation, biological process: neurotransmitter receptor transport, endosome to postsynaptic membrane. Lineage: Eukaryota; Metazoa; Arthropoda; Insecta; Coleoptera; Curculionidae. The annotation marks the transcript as partial. Gene Ontology annotation, molecular function: protein binding. The record is from RefSeq and is a predicted model, not a curated record. The transcript is spliced from 17 exons.
AUGAAGAAAAUCAUGGGAAUAUCGGACGCUGAUCCCUGUCCAACCAUAGCGGCACUGCGACCGGGCGGGGCCGCUCAGAAUUCUGAUCAGCUAACGCCUUGCGACAGAGUGCUGAGCGUUAAUGGCAUAUCAACAACGCGAAUGCGACCUGAUGAGGUCACCAGUAUCUUAGACAGCAUCGAGGGCAACACUGUAAUGGAAGUGGAGUACUCUUUGCCCAGUUAUGCGUCGCAAAAUUCACUUUGCGUAACAUCCCAAGUAACAGAAGUUACAAUUGAGCGAAUCGACGGCUCCUUGGGAAUAACCUUAAGGGGCGGAUACAUGCCGGAACAUCCGCACAUGAGUCGUCCCCUAAUUAUCACUCAUGUUCGGCCCAAUGGACCAGCACACAGGAGCGGCUUAAUCCGAGUGGGAGAUCGGCUGCUGAAAAUAGACAGAUACUCGUUAGUGAAUAAAACGCUGAUGGAAGCGCAGCAAAUCCUUCGAGACACUGGAGGAUGUAGCCCCCAUGGACUCUCCUUGUCAACUGUAACCAUUGAAUACGAUGUUAGCGUAAUGGAAUCCGUAAAAUACGCGAAUGGGCCGCUUCUAGUGGAAAUCGACAGGCAAGCCGAAGAAGAGUUCGGCCUGAUUCUGAGCAAUUGCAACCCGCUCUUAGAAUCAGAAGCUUCUCAAAACGACAUUAUGGCUGCAGGUUAUUAUGUGGAAAGAGUACUGGCUGCAAGCACUGCAGAUCGAUGUGGGGCAUUGUCCAUAGGGGAUCAAAUUCUGGCGAUCGACAACAUUUCUUUGGAGAGUUGGAGCGGCAGCUCCACUGAUGCAGAGCGGUUGCUUCGCAGAGCCACCAAGCUGCAAGUUCUUCCAUUCAGCGCCAUGCAUCGAGCGCAAAGCAGAAGCCAGUACGCAAUGAGCGGACAAUUUUCUGGAAGCAGCGCCAGCGUAGCAGGAUACAGCACCCUGAAUAGCAGAAAAUCUAGAUCGAGCAGGAUAAAUAGAACAAAUCGACAAAGCACCAUUAAUAAGUCCUUUGAUAGCGACUGUGGAAGUAACUAUUGUGGAUGUUCCGGAUCUGGAGGUGUCUCUCAUCCAGAAUCGCUAACAGUAACGUUAACUGCCGAUAGAGGAAUUGGAUAUGGAUUAACGGUGUCAGUAGGAGAUCAUACCGAAAAUCGCUCAGCUGAUAUUCUCAUCACCAGAAUCGCCCCAAAUUCGCCAGCUUACAGAUGUGGUUGCCUUCAAGUGGGCGAUCGAAUCGUCUCGGUGAACCACCAAACGAAUUUAACCCUCCAAGAAAUCACAUCAAUCCUGGAAAUGGGUGCUGAUGCCACUGGGGGUCGGACAGUCACUAUUUCUUCGGAAUUUGAUGUGGCGGACACAAUUGUGCCAUCCAGUGGCGUUUUCACUGUCCGAUUGGCCAAAAGGGGGCCAGGACUGGGAAUUACUAUCACAGCUUCAAAACAUCAACCAGACGAGCCGUUUCUGAUAUCGGAAAUCCGAAGAGGAUCGAUCGCCCAUCGAACUGGCACUUUGCAUGCUGGUGAUCGGUUGCUUGCUAUUGAUGGACGACCCAUCGAUCAUCUGAGCUUGGAGUCCGCUUUCGAUAUCCUCCAAACCUCAACCAAUGACAUAGUGACCCUGAAGGUGGAGAAAACCGAAACGGAGAACUCAAAUCUAUUCUUGGACAGCGUGGUUUACACUGUUGAGCUUCACAGAUACGGCGGCCCGUUGGGCAUUACGAUAUCAGGCAGCGAGGAUUCUGGAGAUCCCAUCAUCCUAUCCAGAUUAACUGAAGGAGGUUUGGCUGAAAAAACUGGGGCCCUUCAUGUGGGUGAUCGAAUUUUGGCAAUAAAUGGAGACAAUUUGGAUCAGCGGCCCCUUUCCGACGCCAUCCGGUUGCUGCAGACAUCAGGAGACAGAGUUCAAUUGAAAAUAGCGCGGCACAUAAAAAAUGAUUUGACUCUUUUAGAGGAGCCUAGAUGUAGCUAUUCAAGUCCAGGGCUUAUGAGUGUAGACAGCGCUAUACAUAGCUGGGAUAGCAGCAAUACGGGCGACACUCACAACGAACACACUUCGGAACUUAAGGACAUCGAAAGUGUGCUGAGCGAUCAGCUAUCCUAUCAGGAUCAGAUCCACGAGCAGGACAAGGAUCUAACGUUGACUAAAUCGAGAAAAAGGAAUUCUGAGCUGCAGUACUACUCAGAUACUGAGGAAAUGUUCUGUCCCAGUCCGUUGCCUUUGCCGAACUACAAUUUCGGCAACAGCAUGAUUCACUACAAUCACCAUGGGGGCACUAUUGAACGACUCACCGGAUCCUGCAGCACUGAGAAUAUUUUGGAAAGGGAAAUCUAUCACGUUACUUUAUAUAAGGAUUCCAUUUACGACGAUUAUGGUUUUAGUGUGAGCGACGGUCUUUAUGUAAAAGGUGUUUAUAUCAAUAGAAUAAGAAAAGGCGGUCCUGCUGAUAUCGUAGGCCUGUUGAAGCCCUAUGAUAGAAUCAUCCAGGUCUGCAUCAUCAUCUGCAUUUGC